Messenger RNA from Serendipita indica DSM 11827, 1101 nucleotides. Lineage: Eukaryota; Fungi; Basidiomycota; Agaricomycetes; Sebacinales; Serendipitaceae. The record is from the annotation of a GenBank genome assembly.
AUGCUUGUUACGGACGAGAAAGCACGACAGCAGCCAGCCGAAGGGACAGCAACGGACAUUGUCGAGCCAAAUGAACCACAGGAUGCUGAACCUCCACCAUAUGAUGGACCUUCGACGUCUGCCGCUCCCCAAGGCGCACCGAUGCCGAGUACAAGCAUCACCACGAGCUCAAGCGGCGGAGGCGCGAGGAGUAAUUACAUCCAGAUCAUCACACCCCACAAGGCGAUCUCGGAGAGCUUUCAUAUUGACGUCUCUCGCCCAUUGUUGCCGCUCUCUGGACCUUCACGUUCAGAGCCAGAAGAUUUCAGUACUCACGAUGGCUCACGGCCCAACCUCUUCGUCUCCUCCGAUUACCGCUCCGUGAAUGCCACUUGUGAAAUCUCGCGCUCCAGUCCUCUAGACGGGAACCUUCAAAGGGCCUUUAUUGUAGCCCAAAGCGAGCACGGCAACGUCACCGUCGGCAUUACACGCCGCGAUCCUGGUACGAGCGUACAUAUCUGCGCAAAAUCGAAUAUUGGAAACAUUAUCAUUCGCUUGCCAAAGGACUUUGUCGGCCCUAUCAAGUGUCGCAGCAACUCGAUCAUCUGCGCCAGUCCUCAGUUUAGGAUCACCCCCAAAGUCAAGGAAAAGAUUACCAUGUACUCCAUAGAUGAAGCAGCGAGGGAGGCUUACGCAUUCAUUGGCGACCCGAUACAGAUGCUAGCGGAGUCCCCCUCCCCUGUUCCUGCGACCCCUAUCUCCCCUACAGCCACGAUAGCAAGCACGACGGUGGAGAGUACUGCUCCAGGUUUUGGAUACACGAAAGUGCGAUCUCUCGUCCCUCCAUCCGCCUCUAAUGUAAGCCCGCGCGAGAUGCCAUCCGGCACAGAGUGGGCUGGAGACCAAAUAGAGAUUAUAGCGACUCAUGGGCGCGUCAAGAUAUGUUAUGCGCUUCUCGAAGGCGAGGAGAAGGAAACCGACGCCAACGAGCUUCAGACGAUCGUCCGACAUAUCAAGGAGAACGGUCCCAUCGCAGCGCUCGUCAAAGCCAUUUUUCGAAAUGUUAACAAGGCAGUGCAAAAUUCAAAGAAGGAGAAAGAAAAGGAAAAGGAGACGUCAUGA